CUUCUAAUCAACUCAUGGCUCGCCCAAUAAAGAAUAAAGCCAAUACUCACCAUAAAAAGCCUAUAAACAAGGCAAAAAAGUCAAAAUCUGACGGACUUGUAGCGUCUGAUGUUUAUGAGGCUGUAGAGCUGUCAGAUCGCCGAAAAGGACAUGAUCUUGAUGAAGUUGACAAUCUGGAAUAUGAUGCAGGCGAAAUAGAUGAAAAAGACGAUGAAGAAAUUGAUUCUGACGAGGCCUUUGAUGAGUCGGAUGAAGAGCGUUUCGAAGGCUACAAGUUUCGGGGAUCUACAAAGGUAAAUAUAAUGAUACAGUUAUUAUCAAACAAGCCAUGAAUAAUAACCCUUUUAUGUGUAGGCAUCCGAGAAAAAACACUUGAAGAAAGCAAACAAGGACAAUAAUGAGAUUAACAUGGACGAAGAUGAAUCCGACCCGGAAGAUGAAAGUGAUAUUGAAGAUGAAGGUGACUUUGUGGAUCUUUCUCAAAUGCUUGACGGUAAUCACGAAGACGAGGAUGAUAUGGAUAAUGGAGCCAAGGAUGAUGAUUACGAAGAUGAAGACGAAGAAGAAUUUAAAGGAUUUGAUGACAUUAUAGACGGUGACGACGAAGAAGAUGACGAUGCUAGUGACAGUGAUGGACUCGCUAACUUUGUUGAGGGACUUGAGACUAAAAAGCGUAGACGUAAUGAUUCUGAUAUGCCCGACUCUAAAACUAAAAGACGUCAGUUGAAGGAAAGAAAUGAAGCAUACCAAGAGAAUGAGUUUAAUUUAAACACCCGUGGACAUGAUGGAUCAAAUAAGAAAAUCAGCCUAAAUGAUCUUAUGAGCACUGUCAAUGAUGAGUCGACAUUUGGUUCAUUGAAAGAAGGUAUUGAAACACUCGUUGGAAAAGGAAAACACUUGACUCGCCGAGCUUUGGAUGCACCAUUACCCAAACGUAUACAAGACCGUAUGGAACGUCAAGCCGCUCUAGCUAACACAACUGAAGAGAUUUCUAAAUGGCAACCUACGGUUCAAAUGACUCGUGCUGCAGAACAUCUUUCGUUCCCACUUCAGGACAGCUCUUCUUCACCAAAGGAUGGUCGUACAAGUGCUGCACUAGCAAGUAAAUUCAAGGCAGAAACAACUUUGGAACAACAAGUGCAACAAGCUCUUGCUGAUGCUGGCAUGAAAGAUGAAGAACUCGAAGCAUUUGAGGCUUUAAAGUUAAAUAAGCUAACUGUUGCUGAAGUGGAAGCAAGACGUAGAGAACUUCGUAUGAUGCGUGAAUUGAUGUUUCGUAGUGAAAUCAAGAACAAACGUUUGAAGAAAAUUAAGAGCAAGAGCUAUAGAAAAUUAAAGCGUAAGGAAAAGGAAAAGAUCACCUCUCAAGUACAGGAAACUUCAGAAGUUGAUUUUGAAGAAGAAAAUGAAGACAAGAUGAAGGCUGCAUUAAGCAGAGCCGAAGAAAGAAUGACACUGAAACAUAAGAAUACUAGUAAAUGGGCCAAGCGUGCAUUGGCUCGUGGUGUUCAAGACGAAGGCACUCGCGAAGCUAUUAUGGAGCAAUUACGUCGUGGAGAAGAACUUCGACGUAAAAUUGAAGGGUCAGAGUCUGAAGAUGAUAGUGAUGACCAUGAUGAUGCAGCUAUUUUAGAAGAGAUUAACAGCUUAAAACAAGAUAUUGAACAAGAUACCCAACCACAAAAAGGCAUACUUUCAAUGAAAUUUAUGCAGGAUGCCGCUAAACGUCAAUCAGAUAAUCUUAAAAAUGAAAUUGAUGAGUUCGAAAAGGAAUGGCUUGCUCCAGAUAGUGACAAUGAAGAUAAAGAAAAAGAAGAGGAUAACUUUGUAAUGAUAUCAAAUAAUCCUGGCCGUAUGGCAUUUGGUGCCAAAGCCAAACAAGUGCAAUCUAAUGAUGAACCAGAACAAGAAGUAAGAGAGGAAGAUCAAUUUGAUACUGAGGACGUUACACCUCCUGUCACUGAUUUCCCAAUUACAGAAAUAAAGAUUGUUGAAACAGCAACUGAGAAGCAACAGAAUAAUAAAACAAACAAGAUAGAAAACAAGAAAAAGGAAAAGAAAACCAAAGUGAAGAUUGCAGCAAGCAGUACUGUGAAAGAAGCACCAGUACAGAAAGCACAACCCAAGAGUCAUAAGAAUAAUGAUGAUGUAUCCUUAAAAGCUCCUAAGAAGAGUGUUACUUUUGAACAACGCGAGCUUGUAGCAAGAGCAUUUGCAGAUGAUGAUGUUGUUGCGGAGUUUGAAGAAGAAAAGCUGGCUGAAAUUGCUGAAGAUGGCGAUAAGGUCGAAGAUCUGACUCUUCCAGGUUGGGGUGCUUGGGCUGGAGCAGGUGUGAAACCUAAAAAGAAUAAAAAGAAGAUUAUCAAGAUUACAAAGGGUAUUGCAGCAGAUAAGCGAAGAGAUGCCAAAUUGGCACAUGUAAUUAUUAAUGAAAAGGCCAACAAAAAGGUAACGUGUAUAUAUUUCGUUUUUAUCAGGCUGUUACUUAUAUUAUACUCUUAGGCCGAAAAAUACCAAGCUGUU
Messenger RNA from Rhizopus microsporus ATCC 52813, 2523 nucleotides. Its product is annotated as small-subunit processome. Lineage: Eukaryota; Fungi; Mucoromycota; Mucoromycetes; Mucorales; Rhizopodaceae. Gene Ontology annotation, biological process: rRNA processing. Bases 409 to 2502 code for a protein of 697 amino acids. The record is from RefSeq and is a predicted model, not a curated record. Gene Ontology annotation, cellular component: nucleolus; small-subunit processome. The transcript has a single exon.